Molecule: messenger RNA, 2271 nt
Organism: Drosophila pseudoobscura
Lineage: Eukaryota; Metazoa; Arthropoda; Insecta; Diptera; Drosophilidae
Product: forkhead domain 96Ca
Exons: 2
Coding region: 857-1933 (358 amino acids)
Biological process (GO): cell differentiation; regulation of transcription by RNA polymerase II; anatomical structure morphogenesis
Molecular function (GO): RNA polymerase II cis-regulatory region sequence-specific DNA binding; DNA-binding transcription factor activity, RNA polymerase II-specific
Source: RefSeq, a predicted model, not a curated record
UAGUAAAUCUCAGACUCUUUGCUUUGGCUCUCUUCUUUGAAGUUUCGCCGUUUUGGAGGGAUGAUGCAUGUUCGCAUCGCGGUGAUUGGGAGAGAGCACGGGGGCAAUGAUGUGAGUGAUUAUAUUUUGAUUGCAUUGCUCACUGUGGUUGGUUGUACGGCAUUGCUCACUUAGUACAAUAACCGGCGCGUCGUCUGCUAGUCUGCUGAAACAGUAAUUUUUUGUAUGCCGUGUUCUUCGUUUGUUGUCGUUUGUUUUGUUCCCUCUCUAUCGCUAUCUUCGCUUCAAGUUCGCUACCACCGCACCGCCGCUCACGUAUUCGUAUUCAGCUUUAGAUGGUAAUUUGCCAGGCCAGGGAAACCUCAGUGAGAGUGCUUUUACAUUCAGUGUUGUCGCUGAAGCUUAUAACAAGCGUAGUUCUUGUGGAGAUUUUAUUGCCGUCAGUUCGCGAUCUUGUUUUGCCGUCGCUAUUGACUUCAUCAUGACAAAUCAAAUUUCAAUAGAAUACUUUCUGCUGCAACGGAUAAAGCAAUUGUUCGCUUCUCAUGUUUUUAAAUAAUUUGUCUUUAAGAGAUGUUUUAAAGACAUGAACACCUAAAAUGUUGUACCAUCAAAUAUAAAGUACAAACAAAAAAAUAACAAAAAAUAUAUAGAAAACAAAUAAGCCGCAAAAAUAAACAAAAACCAGUGUUGUAAAUAAUAAUCUCUGAUACAUGAUUACAUGACAAAAAUAAUGUUAUUUAUUUUGUCUGUCUUUAAAUAAUAUGAGGAAAUAUUUAACACAGCUCUGUGUUGAAUCAUGCGUGAUUGAGCUCUGGAGAAAUACAAAUAAUUAAACAUUGCCGAUUGUUUAAUAAUGCCAAGACCCUCACGUGAAUCAUACGGCGAUCAGAAGCCUCCAUAUUCAUAUAUAUCACUAACUGCUAUGGCCAUUUGGAGCUCACCGGAGAAAAUGUUACCUCUCAGCGAUAUAUAUAAGUUCAUAACAGACCGCUUUCCGUACUAUCGAAAGAACACUCAGCGGUGGCAGAACUCUUUGCGACACAAUUUGAGUUUUAACGAUUGCUUCAUAAAAGUUCCGCGACGGCCAGACAGGCCCGGGAAAGGUGCCUACUGGGCGUUACAUCCUCAAGCAUUUGACAUGUUUGAAAACGGCAGUCUACUACGACGGAGAAAGCGAUUUAAAUUGCAUAAAAAUGAUAAGGACAUACUGAAUGAAGAGUUGACCGCACUGGCGAACCUAAAUCGAUUUUUCUUUACAAAUCGCAAUGGAAGUGUAUCGCAUAUGACGUCGCUAGACGGCAACAAUGCAUCCAUGAGCCUUGACUCGACUCUGCAUUAUCCGAGAGUAGCAAAUCAAUUAUCAACGCCUUUAGCUCAAGAUAUAGCACUGUCCAAUUUGCCCUUGAUAACUAGUCCAGACAGUGAAGGUCCGAUAAGUUUACGACCGAAGCGUUCCUUUACGAUAGAGAGUCUAAUUACUCCCGACAAACCUGAGCACCACUCGGAGGAGGAAGACGAGGAUGAUGACCGAACUGAUAUAGAUGUAGUGGAGUGUAGUGGAAUUUUCAGAUAUCCGCCAACAUCUUCGUCCGACGAAUAUAUGGCGAUGAGUCGAAUAAACCACACUGAAGAUCAGCGAGAACGACCGCUACCGCCGUUACACACUAUAAAUGCGGGAAACGUACCGUUUCUUCAUUAUGCCGCAGGAGCCAAUGUAUCAGGACUGAGCUCGGGAAAUCUCCAAUCCUCGGGAAUCCCCAGCACCACAUAUGAACUAGCUAUUUCCCAUCCACUGUUUAUGAUGGCAACGGCACCCCUGGCCAAUAUGCACAAUAUCUAUUAUAAUAACGUUACUCUGGUGGCCCCGUCACAACAAUAUCUUACACCGGAAGCCCAAAAUAGAAUAGACAAUGAUUUGCGUACUAUAUAAAUAGAUCAAACUAGAAUAUUGCUGUACAGAAUUAUUUAUGAAGAUAUGUAAAUUCAUCCAAACUUUGUUCCUUUUUUUUAUUAAGGUUAAUUGAUAAAUAGGACCAAAACAUGGCAUAGUUGUAGUUAGUAUGUAUCAACGCCUAAUACACAAUUUUUAUCACAUACCGUAUGCAUAAGCUAUUUAUUUUAUUUGUAUUAGAUUCUAUACAUAAGUCGAUAAUUAUCUGAAGAAUAUUAAAUUUAAAAUACCAGAAGAAACAAGUUGUUGUAAUAAAUGCAUUUUUAGCCAACGUUAUAAUUGCAAGAUAGUCGUUACGUUGGAUUAUUUUAAUAAAU